Molecule: messenger RNA, 709 nt
Organism: Melanaphis sacchari
Lineage: Eukaryota; Metazoa; Arthropoda; Insecta; Hemiptera; Aphididae
Product: THAP domain-containing protein 2-like
Exons: 2
Coding region: 201-542 (113 amino acids)
Molecular function (GO): sequence-specific DNA binding
Source: RefSeq, a predicted model, not a curated record
AGAUAGCGUGUUAGAAAAAGACAGCAGAUAAGAAUGGUGUUGCUAUCUUUUUUUAUCACACAUAGUUAUAUGAAUUGAUUACCAAUACAUUUUAAAUUCGUUGUUCGUUUAACGUUUUGACUUUUGUUCUGCCUUCUGCGUUCUCAAAGUUUUAAAAAUAAUUAAAAUAGUGUGUACCUACUGUGCAGUUAAGACUUAAAAUGGUGAAUUUUUGUAGUGCCUUUAAUUGUGCUAGCUCUAGUGAUGUUAGAAAAGACUUGUCAUUUCACAAGUUCCCUCUUAAAGAUAAAGAGAGGCUUCAAAAAUGGGUGCAUGCUGUUCGAAGGAAAGAUUUUAAACCUAGUUCCAAUACAACUUUAUGUAGUUUACAUUUCAAUGAAACUGACUUCUAUUCAGCAGUUGUAAGUGGGAAAAAAAUGUUAAUAAAAUCUGCUGUACCAACUGUAUUUGAUUUCCCAAAUCAUUUAACUCCAAAAAUUAAAGAAAGGAGAAUUCUGCAACGAGAAGUUUUUCUGGAUAUUUCCAGUACUAAUAUUUCCUAAAUUAUAAAUCUACAAUAUUAAGCUUAAGUUAGGAAAGUAGUAAGUACAAUCUAAAGUAAGUAGUAGAUAUAGCUCCAGGUAAAUAGCGUAAGUACACUUUUAUUUCAAUUAUGAUUAAUAUUAUAAAUACUAUGUUUAUAUUUUAAUAAAUAUUAUUUUACUAAAAA